AUGCCGGCACUAAUGCUCCUUUCAGAGGUUAUGGAACGAUACAAGUUUGAUCAUCCUCCAAAAGAGGACGGGAAUACUAGAGAAACGCUGCCUUGCGACAUCUUUAGCAUGACCAUCGGUUCUGGACAUGGCGGACUUGUUGCAAUUCUACUUGGCAAGCUGCGGAUGCCUGUGGACGCAGCGCUUGAGGCGUAUUGUUCAUUAUUAGCGGCGCUUCCGACGAGUCCAGCACAGAGUGACGAAGAGAGAUCACAGAAUGCGACUAGACUAGAGGAAGAGCUCCGGAGGAUCCUAAAUUUUGAAGGGAUUACCCCCGAUGACAUGAUGCAAACGAAUACGAGGAAAACCGAAUCUCACAGAGUUGUCGUUUGCACCGGGCAAACCACGAAUAUGUCCAAUCCUUAUUAUAUUCGCAGUUAUCCAAGUCGCGGUGUACAGACGGCACCAUGUACAAUCUUGCAAGCCGCAAUGGCAUGCAUGGCAGACCCUACGUUCUACCCACCGGUUACUCUUGGCAAGUUCCACCGAAGAGUUACCCUCGUCGAAGCGCCAGCGACGUUCGCCAACCCUACGAAGCUCCUCUUAAGCGAGGCCGAAGUCAUCCAUACUGAAAGCUGGAGCGUGCGACUCAUUCUCAGUUUAGGUUGUGGCGAGUCCGAGCUACUUACGGUUGAAGAAUACCACGGAGGGCCGCGUCGACUACAGUACGGAGUCGAAUCAGAACGCGUUCAUCAAGAUUUGCUCUCUCGGUUGAAAGAGACGCGUAUAUACUAUCGAUUCCAUCCGCGAGGACAAUUCGGAUUGUCGGAGGACCCCGCCGAUAUCCAGGCUCGCGUCGACGGUUUCUUGCAGGACGUAGAUAUCAGCAGCUCUGUGGAUGCUGUUGUGCGUACUAUGGAAAAAGGGUGGCCAAAACAAGCAAUCGCCAUUGGAGAUAUCAACUCGGUGCGAGUUCUGGAUAUGGGACUUCCCCCACGGCCAUCGGUCGUGCCAAACUUUGUUGGAAGGGAGGACGUUCUAGCUCAACUUCGAUCCCACCAUCUCGGAGGACAAUUUUCACCAGAACAACUCCCACGGAUCAGCGUGCUCGCUGGCAUAGGGGGCUCUGGAAAGACACAAUGUGCACUUAGAUUCGCCCUCGAGUACGAAAGAAGUGUGCAAAAUGCAAGCGUCUACUUCGUAGAUGCACGCUCCGAGGCGGCCCUCCGACAAGGGCUCCAGAAUAUUGUUUACUCGAUGAAGUCUGGGCUCUCGCAGAGAUGGUCAACCUCGAUACUAGCAUCAUUACCGGAUUGGAUGGUCAUUCUGGACAACGCCGACGAUCCUUCCCUGAAAGUCCUUGAUUACCUGCCUAGCUAUGGUAGGGGGCACAUUAUUAUUACCACUCGCAACUCGGCAUACGCCAACCUCUCCUGCAAUUUCCAGACACUCGAGGCUCUGGAGCCAGAGUCCGCAGUCGAACUUCUCUUAUCCUCUUCCGGAUAUGAUGGAUCCUCAGACAACAAACAGUCCGCGCUCGCCAUUGUGAAUGCCCUUGGGCGCCUUCCCCUAGCCAUCGCACAUGCGGCUGGAUAUAUACGCCUCCACCAGUGUCUCAAAUCGUACCUGGAUGUCUACAAUGAGAGUCGGCAGCAGCUACUGAGGACAAAAACGAUGGCGAUGUUUGAGCACUAUGACCUUUCGGUGGCGUCGACUAUCCAGAUGUCGCUAGACAAGCUCCCCGCCCACACUCAGGCGCUUCUAUACCUGCUGGCCGAGUUCCAUAAUACCGACAUCCCAUUCGAUGUUUUCAAAAUAGCAGCAAAGAGGCAGUUCGAUGGGCCCGAUCUUCAAAUUGAUAUCCCUGUCGAUGAGAAUGUGCGAUGCGAUAGUGAAGCACUCUCAAGCAUUCUCUGUCAGAAUGGCAAGUGGUCAGAAGCUUAUUUUAAUGAGCUCAUAGAACCAUGCUUGAACUACUCGCUUCUGCGAGUUACAAGAAGCGGAGAGACGAGGAUGUUCUCAAUGCAUAUCUUGGUUCAGACCUGGAUCCAGUCGAUUCACGGCACCCCCGAGAGGCAGCGACUUUUCGUUCAUCUCCUUUCCUCCUCUAUCUUUCGUCACUCAUGGUCUCAAAUCCAUCUUCACCGACUUAUUGCGCCUCAUAUAAUCCAACGAGUUCUCAUUGACCAAGUCGCAUGGUCCAACAAGUGGGCGCUCGCAUUCGCGGUGGACGAAGUCGGGAACUCUACGUGGUCGCAGAAACAGCUCCACGACGUCCUAGCUUAUGCAGAAGCAACCUUUGGUAGCGACUCGCCGAUCACUCUCGCAAUUAUGACCGACCUCGGGACAAGUUAUGACCGAUCUGGUUCGUAUCGCAAUGAGACGGCUCUCACCCUCCACCAGCGAGUACUCGCCGCUCGGCUCAAACUUCGCGGCGAGAGUGACAUUGAAACGCUGUCAGCAAUGUCCAAUGUGGCCAGCUCGCUGGUAGACAUGUGGAGAAAUGACGAGGCUGAAUCUCUUUAUCUAAAGAUAAUCGAGCUUCUAAAGGCAACAGUCGGUCCGGAUCACCCAGAAGUCCUCAAGGCCGAAAGCCGUUUGGCUACGAUUCUUUUCCGGAAAGGCGAUUACCAAGUCAGCCUAUACAGGAAGGUGACUAUGAGCCAGAGGUACGAUACUCAAGCGAGGAUUACGCUGGCGGAAAAACUACGUGUUUUAGAGAAUGUUGCAACCUCACUCCAUAUUCUUGGCCGAUACUCAGACGCCCUCAGCCUAUUCUACAAACUCUGGAGCAUGAUAAAUCGACUUCUUGGGCCAUACCAUUCUACCUCUAUACGCGUAAGCCUCUCUACGGCCGGAACAUUGUGCCAGCUUGGGAGGUUCAGCGAAGCAACAAAGCGCCUUGAGCUUGAUUUCAAGCAUCUUCAUCCGUCUUCUGAUGGAGAUGAUUCAAGCAAGCUUGCCAUUCAUCCAGAGGACAGACGCAAUACACCAGAGGGAUUGAGUGCACAGCGCUUGAUGUGCUUCGUCCUCUUCUGCGAGGGGAAUCAUGCUGAAGCGGAAGAAAGAUACGCUACCACCGUAGCGGCUCAUCUGGAAACACUUGGACCGGACCAUCCGCAUACGCAAUGGGUUCAGAAGCCAUUGGCCGAAUGGAAAGACCCUACUUUUAUCGAGUACGCGAUACGUUUGCCUACACCGGUUGCAGAAGAGACCUCUUAG
Molecule: messenger RNA, 3201 nt
Organism: Serendipita indica DSM 11827
Lineage: Eukaryota; Fungi; Basidiomycota; Agaricomycetes; Sebacinales; Serendipitaceae
Source: the annotation of a GenBank genome assembly